Molecule: messenger RNA, 2337 nt
Organism: Sclerotinia borealis F-4128
Lineage: Eukaryota; Fungi; Ascomycota; Leotiomycetes; Helotiales; Sclerotiniaceae
Source: the annotation of a GenBank genome assembly
AUGGGGAAUGGAAAGAAGGGCAAGGCCAAGGCUGGCAGGGACAACUCAGGUCAAAACAACGGACCAACCUCAAAGAAAGAACCAAUCUGGAAACAGCCAUACAAAGAGUUUGUUCCAACAGUUCCGAAUAAAACAGACACAUGGACAUGGUCUACCCUACCUUCUGCCAUCAUCGGCAUCACCGGUGCUCAACAACCUCAAGUUUCACAAGCUAGUGUUAACUCGGCAAAGACUGCUAGUGGUCACCGCACUCAACAGAGUAUCUUUCUAUCCGGUCCGGGCCCAAGCACAUUCGUUUUGAUGUAUUACAUUAAUAAUUCGGUACCUGCCAAUGAGGAGUCCUUUUGGGAACCCCGCCCUCUUCCUUCCAGAAAAGGUGGUAUCAAAACCGACACUCCUGAGCUGAAUCGAAGUUUGUGGACUACAGUACCUGAAAACGCAAAAUGGCUUACUUUGCCAUCAUGGGUAAAAAAAUCAUCAUGUAUCAAUGUCAGCACUUGGUGUACCAAAAAGACUGCCAUGAAGUUGUUCAAUCGUUCACACUCAUGGGCUGCAGUAUCAACCACUGCCAAAUUUCCAACCCCUCCCAAGCAAAAGAAUCCUAAUGGAGCUGUUGCAAGUUCUGGAUCUUGGGGUCCACCCGAGCCAGUUGUUAAGAAAGAUCCCAACGCACCAAAUCCUUGGGUAAACAUGAAAGUGACACCCCUCGAGCCAGAAGAAAAGUUUCCCACAUUGGUCAACUGGCCUUUCACAGGUGACAACGAUAGAUUGAAGAAGUUGGUCUCUUUGGGACUAUUUGUUGAAAAUUACACGGUUAAAGUGUUCAAGAAGCCAAAGAAUGAUCAAAAGCAAAGUGCAUUGAUCAGAGCGCUUCAGGUGGAAGGUGUCAAUUACAUCCUCCUCAAAUUGAUUUGGGAACAUCACAGCACCGCUUCCGCAUUAUCUCGAGCCAGCCAGAGAUCUUGGGAUGUUUUGAUGGGUGUAGCUGAUAUUUGGGAUGUCUCCGGAGGCAAUUAUCAACGCUGCGAUAUACCACGAGAAGAGACCGAAUUUUCUAUCGGUGUUGCUCCAGUUGUUGUCGUCACCCCCACUAGAGAUCAGGAGCCUAUCAAAUACAUUGAUCAAGUCAAAAACUUGCAUAAGAUGUGCCUCUCUAUGCAUAGCUUCUGCGAGUUCAUGCAGAACGUCCAGUUUCACCAUAUCCCUUUCCUCACCAAGCAUGUGCUCGCUCUAGUCAUCCCUCCAUUGCGUAAACUCAGAACCCUUGGAGUUUACAACUGCCCAUUGAUUCACCUUGGUGAUGGUCUCGAGAUUCUCGACAUUAUCCAACGCGAUCGUCCCCGUGGUUGCGAAAACCAAGUCUCUUUAGACUUCUACCCAGCAUACCACGUCGGUCCUCAUUCAACAUACCAAGUAGGUCCCAAAAAGGGCCAAAAGAAAGUAGGGCAGUCACACGCAUUUGGUGUUUCUUGGGAUGAUACCGGCAUGUGGGUUGACGGUGAUGUUCGAAUUGCCAUUUGGCAAGAAGUAAGUGGUCUUAUCCAACAGGCGAGAUCGCAGGGCAUUGACUUCGAGUCCAAACACACCAUGUUUAGACAAUGGUUGGAUAAAUCACCUUGUUUGGCCGUCGAAGCAACUUUGAAGAUUCUUGUGAAUCCACGAUCCACACUCGAGAAUGUCAUCGCCCAUGUUGCAUAUGGAGAGUUUGGUGGCAGAGUGGACAAGUUUUUAAGGUCAAAGCCUGGUCAAGUCCCCAACAAGCCCGAGGGUUCACAAUGGAUGAAAGAAGGCUUCAGAUGUAAAGACUGCAACGUCGUACAUUUUGGACUCUACUUCUCCUAUGGCAUGAUCCGCAACUUCAAAAUGGACAACCAAGAUCGUCCCACGUGCAUGGCCUGCAAGCUAAUCGAAUACCUAGACAUGGAAAGCGACCACUACAAGAUUGAAAAGCGCACCAUCAUCAAGCAUUGGUGUUGGGAUUACUCUCUCACCAAUGAAGAUCCUCGAGUUAUUGGAGACUGGAACACCCAAAAUCUUCCCAGAUUUCUCCGAGCUUUUAGACGUACCCAAGGUCAGCGUGUCAAGAGAUUGGCGCGAUUGCUUGACUCUAUUAGAGAGAGUGAGGAGAGAUAUCGCCAGAUUUUCCACGAAACUGACGAGGUUCAACGUCCAAUCAACCACCAGGCUUUGGGCAGACGAGGCCAUUAUGGUAUUCGAGCACCAACCGUGGAUGAAAAGAAGGCCAUUGAAAGUGGAAGAUUGCAAAGAGAAUGGGAUUACUUCCGCACAGAUCGCAUCAAUGGUCAUGGACAACCUUCUACCUUCCGAUCUUGGUAG